CCUCCAUUUUUUUCAGGAUUGGAACUCAUUGUGAAUCAUAUGACUUUGAGUCAUCGCGAUCCUGGUGGAGCUCCGUCCCAUUAUGACAUACUUGUUAGUUUGGGCAUCGCACAUGAGGCUAUGUUUGUUAUUGAAGAUAUAGGUGCGGAAUUGGUAUAUUCCCCUGGAACAAUGGUCUAUAUUGCUGGAAAGGUG
This is a messenger RNA of Suillus subalutaceus, 195 nucleotides long. RefSeq lists its product as uncharacterized. The annotation marks the transcript as partial. NCBI's taxonomy places the organism in Eukaryota, Fungi, Basidiomycota, Agaricomycetes, Boletales, Suillaceae. The transcript has a single exon. The record is from RefSeq and is a predicted model, not a curated record.